This is a messenger RNA of Micromonas commoda, 3324 nucleotides long. RefSeq names its product TWY3 methyltransferase. NCBI's taxonomy places the organism in Eukaryota, Viridiplantae, Chlorophyta, Mamiellophyceae, Mamiellales, Mamiellaceae. Gene Ontology annotation, cellular component: cytoplasm. The record is from RefSeq and is a predicted model, not a curated record. Bases 1 to 3324 code for a protein of 1107 amino acids. The transcript has a single exon. Gene Ontology annotation, molecular function: tRNA methyltransferase activity. Gene Ontology annotation, biological process: tRNA methylation.
AUGGCCUCCACCGCGGGCGCGUUCGCCCAGAGGAAGGCUCAGACCCUGGCCGAGCUCGCGGCUGACAGCGGAGAUUUCAGCCGCGCGGGGCACGUCGACGAGCGCGCGAGGCCCAUCGUCGGCCUAGUGAACCGCCAUCCGAGCUUCUUCACCACCAGCUCUUGCGCCGGGCGCGUCAGCCUGUUCGCCGAUCCCACCACGGCCACCAGGGCGGCGGGCAUGAAGGGGGGCGAGUGGGUGUACGUCAACCACGACCCGGCGGACGCCGACGCGAUCGUGGCGGCGGUGAGGCGCAAGCUCGGCGAGGACGAGGACGGCGGCGAGGGGAUGGACCCGGAGUGCACCCUCGUGUUGAGGUUCGAGCCUUUCAUCCUUUCUGUGGAGGCUUCUACCCUCGAGGAGGGCGCACGGCUGGUGGCGGCCGCGCGGGACGCCGGCUACCGCGAGAGCGGCAUCACCGCAAGCGACAAGAGGUUCAUCCUGGCCGUGCGAUGCUCAAUCCGCAUGGAGGUGCCCGUGGUAUCGUGCGGGGAGAGGCUAGUCACCGACGACGCGCUCAGACGCCUCGUGUCCAUCGCCAACGACAAGCACGCGGCCAACUCCUCACGCGCGGAGAGGCUCAUGGAGCGUUUCAUCGCCGUCUUUGGCGACGAGCUGGAGGCGCCGGCGACGCGCGGGGGCGACGGCAGAGCAGGAGAGGAGAGGGGCGACGAGGCGGGCGAGACCUCCGAGUCCGCGCCCCACAUCGAGGGCGAGUGGGUGCUCAUGGUGGACAAGCUCGCGGCGAAGCGGUGCAAGGAUGCCAUCAAGUCCGCCGGGUGGCUGGACCAGGGCAGGCGGGCGGGCGCCAGCGACGACGGGAAGCGCGUCGCUCUGCCCGUCACAUCCGCCGGCGCCGCCGAGCUCGUCGUCGCCAAUUCGCUCGGUGGAAAUGGAUGGGAGGACUGCAAGUCGCUACCGGCUCUGGAAGCGAUACGGGAUGGCCACGCAGAGCUCGUGCGAUCCGACGAAUCUGCACCGGACAGCCCGGGAAAGCCACCGACUGGUCCGAAGCUCCAGGCGAAACAGUCGAGGCAGAGCCCCGCCGCCACGAUAAAGGCGGCGGCAUUGGCGCUGCUGCCCCGCACCACACCGCAGACGCCCGCUAUUAUCGCCGAAAUACCCACCAAGUGGGAGAAACUCGGCGACCUCGCCCUCCUCCCUUCGUGCUCAUUCCUCUCCGACGAGGUGUGGACGAUGGGCGUGAGGGAGCGUCUGUACCCGGCUGUCGCUGAGGCCCUCGGCGUGGCGAGGCUGGCGCGGCAGGCCGAGGUGAGCCAGGGGCCCAAGCGCGAGUCCCGCGCGGUGAUGCUUUGGGAUCCCGGGAACGUUGGCGGGUGGGUCGAGACCAAGGAGCUCGGGGUGACGUACGGCCUUGACGUCACCAAGGUUAUGUUCAGCAGCGGGAACGGGACGGAGAAGGCAAGGAUGGGUCGGGUCCACGCCGCGGGCGAGACGGUGGUGGACCUCUUCGCGGGUAUCGGCUACUACACCCUGCAGCUGCUUCGACACGCGGGAGUGGCCAAGGUUUUCGCGUGCGAGUGGAAUCCAAACUCCGUGGCGGCGCUCCGUCGCAACUUGCGGCUCAACGGCGUGGAGUCGAACAGGUGCGAGGUGAGGGAAGGGGACAACCGGAGGGUCGCGCCCGUCGGUGUAGCGGAUCGCGUUCUGCUCGGACUGCUCCCCGACAGCGAGACAUCCUGGCCCACGGCCGUGGCGGCGCUCAGGGCCGAGACCGGGGGCGUGAUGCACGUGCACGGUAACGUGGCGAGCGGCGAGGAGGAAGCGUGGGCCCGGCGUCUCGAGAGCGAGGUCGCGGCGCUCGCGGCUGACCUGGGUCGGGAGUGGGCCGUGCGAGUGGAGCACGUGGAGCGGGUCAAGUGGUACGCGCCGAGGGUGAGACACCUAGUAGCCGACGUGAGGUGUGUGCCCACCAGGCUCGGCGCGGUGUGGGCCGCGGGCGUUGGCGCGGCGACCUCGCCGAUGGCCAGGAACUCGAACGAGAAGCUGGCCGCCAUGCUGGACGCGAAUGAGGUUGAGAAGGAGUUGAAGGUCAAGCUCCCGCCAGGGUCCCCGGAGUCGGUGCUGGACGGCGCCAUGUCCUCCCAACCUGUGCGACGAAUGCACCGACCCUCCCCCGCGGACUUCCGGGCGGGGCCAUCGACCCACCGCGAGCCGUGUGUGAUGACUGGUCUCGACAUAGGUCCCGCGCCGUGGACGUGGUCCCCGGCGCACGUGGCGUCGGUGCCCGGCGUGAGGGAGUCCGAGGUGAGCGUCCACGUGUCGGACACACCGCACCUGGACUUUGUUCGGAAGAACUUCAAGUUCAAGAACAUGCCGUUCGGGGAGCUCCUCGACGAGCUGACCGCCGAGGCCCAGACGGAAGGGACAGGCCACGAUAAGAAGACGUGGUACUACCUGCGAAGCAUCGGUCGCAAUCCCCGCAAGGAGCCCGCGCACUGCCUCGAGCAGUUUCCCGGUUUGGCGAAGGAGCUCAGGAUCCCCUCGGACGUACUGUGGGGCGGGUCCACGGACGACGAUCAGUACUUCAGCGCCGUGCUUCGAUGUUCUAGCGGCGGUCUAAGGCUGUGGACCCACUACGACGCCAUGGACAACGCCCUCAUCCAACUCCACGGCGAGAAGCGGGUGCUGCUCUUCCCACCCGCCGCGAGCGCGGGUUUGUACCUGGACGGGUCCUCAUCUCCCGUCGUCGGACCCGCGGUGGACGGCGUGGACGGUAAAUGGCCCGAGGAAUUCCCCGCGUACCGAGCCGCGCGUACCAUGGCCGUGGAGGUGACGCUGCAGCCCGGUGACGUGCUCUUCAUCCCGGCUUUGUGGGCACACCACGUGGAGGCUCUGCACGGGCCGUCAAUUGCCGUCAACGUUUUCUUCAGGGAGCUGCCAAAGUCCAUGUAUCCGGCCAAGGACCUCUACGGAAACGCGGAUCCGAUCGCGGCAGGGAAGGCGCUAGACGCGUGCGAGACUGCCGCGAGGGAGCUGUCGAGCCUGCCCCGCGACCACAGGGUGUUCUACGGGGGUGUUGCGGUGGCUCGUAUGAUGAGGGACCUUCGCAUCGAGGACGAAGUUGGCGCGGUGGUCGUGCCAGGCUCCAUCGCGCCGAGGGUCUCGAAGCAGGAACCAGAUAAACCAGUUGAGGAGGUGACCACGGCGGUGACUCAGACGGUGACGCAGGUCAGUACGGUCAACCUCGCCGGCGUGGCAACUGGCGUGGCUGUGGGCAUCGCUUUGUGUGGCGUCGCAUCCCACGUCUGGCGGAGAUCAUAA